Salvelinus sp. IW2-2015 is the source of this 812-nucleotide messenger RNA. RefSeq names its product ecto-NOX disulfide-thiol exchanger 2-like. The record is from RefSeq and is a predicted model, not a curated record. Gene Ontology annotation, biological process: ultradian rhythm. Gene Ontology annotation, molecular function: oxidoreductase activity; RNA binding. Lineage: Eukaryota; Metazoa; Chordata; Actinopteri; Salmoniformes; Salmonidae. The transcript has 4 exons. Gene Ontology annotation, cellular component: plasma membrane; external side of plasma membrane. Bases 1 to 501 code for a protein of 166 amino acids.
AUGUGUUCAUACAUCCAAUUAAAUAAAUCUCCUUCUUUUCUCUCUUCAUGUUGCUUAGACCUUCCCUUUCCGGCCAUCAGGGAUCGCCCUCCCGGCUGUAAGACUGUGUUUGUGGGUGGUCUGCCAGAGAACGCCACUGAGGCACUCAUCGUGGAGGUGUUCGGCCAGUUGGGUGAGAUCAUCGCCAUCCGCAAGAGCAAGAAGAACUUCUGCCAUAUCCGAUUUGCCGAAGAGUUCACUGUGGACAGAGCCCUCUUCCUGUCUGGCUACCGUAUGCGUCUGGGCUCCAGUACAGACAAGAAGGACACAGGGCGGCUCCAUGUGGACUUUGCCCAGGCCAGAGACGACUUGUAUGAGUGGAGUGUCGUCAGCGCCUGUAUGCCAGAGAGGAGAGACACCGCAGGAGGAUGGAGGAGGACCGUUUCAGACCCCCCUCCCCUCCACCCAUCGUCCAUUACUCAGACCACGAGUGUAGCCAGUGGGCGACAAGAUCAAAGAUGAGGCAGCGUUUGCGGAGGCGGUACACGUGCUGCUGACCUGGGUGGAACGCGGUGAGGUGAACCGUCGUAACGCCAACAACUUCUACUCCAUGAUCCAGUCGUCCAACAGCCACAUCCGCCAGCUGAUGAGUCAGAAGGCCGCCCACGAGAAGGAGUUGGAGGUGGCCAAGGACAAGUUCAAGACCGCCCUGUCUGGCAUCCUGGCACAAUUUGAGCAGAUUGUGUCUGUAUUCCACGCUGCUUCCAAACAAAAGGCAUGGGACCAUUUCUCGAAAGCUCAACGCAAGAACCUGGACAUGUGGCGCAAGCAAG